This is a messenger RNA of Ornithorhynchus anatinus (platypus), 767 nucleotides long. RefSeq names its product poly(A) binding protein interacting protein 2B (gene PAIP2B). Gene Ontology annotation, biological process: negative regulation of translational initiation. The record is from RefSeq and is a predicted model, not a curated record. Gene Ontology annotation, molecular function: mRNA regulatory element binding translation repressor activity. Gene Ontology annotation, cellular component: cytoplasm. The transcript has 4 exons. The coding region runs from base 226 to 600 and encodes 124 amino acids. NCBI's taxonomy places the organism in Eukaryota, Metazoa, Chordata, Mammalia, Monotremata, Ornithorhynchidae.
CACGCGUGCGGCCUCGACCUGGGGGAGAGAGGGCCGCAGACUCGGCGGGCCCGGAGGACGACGGACGGCUUUCUCCUCGCUCUAAACUGGCCGCCGGAGAGGGGCUCCCGGAAAGGCCGGCUCCUGAGGGUUAAGGAAGACGAAGGGGCUGGAGGUUUCCCUUGUCGUGACUUCGCGGAAGGAACCCUCACGGCUGACGCGCUGUUUUUGAACGAUCCCGUAAUAAUGAAUGGGCCCAGCGUCACCAACGCGACGCCCAACACCAAAUCUAAAGAGGACCAGGUGGUGAACGGGCACGACGAGAAGGAAAACAACCCCUUCGCAGAGUACAUGUGGAUGGAGAACGAAGAGGAUUUCAACAGGCAGGUGGAAGAGGAGCUUCAGGAGCAGGAAUUCCUCGACCGCUGCUUCCAGGAGAUGCUGGACGAAGAAGACCAGGACUGGUUCAUUCCCUCCCGGGACCUCCCUCAGGGGAUCGGGCACCUGCAGCAGCAGCUGAACGGACUCUCCGUCAGCGACGGCCACAGCUCGGAAGACAUUUUGAGCAAAAGUAACCUGAAUCCCGACGCCAAGGAGUUCGUUCCGGGAGUGAAGUACUGAAUCCGACCGAAGCCUUUGAGGUGGACCGUGCGCGUCCCCGUUUCGGGGACAAAGCUGCACGGAGUGGCGGGGGUUGGGGGGCGGGGAGGGGAAACGGAGGGGUUCCGACUCGACACUGUGAAUCGAGUGACCCUCGACGCGGGCAGUCUCCUUCGGGCUUUGGAGUA